GGGCGGGGCUUUAGGUGAUUUCCCAAGCCGCGGCUCAGGCGGUGCCGGGGAAACCGAAAGUGGGCGGCGGCCGCGUCGGGGACCCUGGCGGAGGCGGUGAAGGGAGCCGGUCCCAGAGGCUCGGGCGUGGGCCGAAGGCCCCCGGGACGAGGUGAAGAUGCUGGAGGCAGAUCUGGUUUCCAAGAUGCUAAGGGCUGUCCUGCAGUCUCAUAAGAAUGGGAUAGCAUUACCCCGGCUCCAAGGAGAAUACCGAUCUUUGACUGGAGACUGGAUCCCCUUCAAGCAGCUGGGUUACCCCACUCUAGAAGCCUACCUGAGAAGUGUACCAGCGGUUGUCAGGAUGGAGAAUAGUAGAUCUGGAGAGAUAAUCUGCUACGCUGUAGCCUGCACAGAGACUGCAAGGAUUGCCCAGCUUGUGGCUCGUCAGAGGACCUCUAAAAGGAAAACUGGGCGGCAAAUUAAUUGUCAGAUGAGAGUGAAGAAAACCAUGCCAUUCUUUCUAGAAGGGAAACCAAAGGCAACCCUCAGGCAACCAGGCUUUGCCUCAGACUAUUCUAUCAGCAAGAAACCUAAUCCAUCACCAUUAAGAGACAAAGGAAGCACCGUGGGAGUUAAGGUUGAUGUGGACAUGCCACCUUACCCAGACCUUCCAGUAAAGAGGCAUUUGAACAUGUCUGCCAACAGCAGGUUUAGUCCGAAGUCAUCCCUGCCAGCACCUCUGCAGACACCCCUCCCAAGGACCUGCGCUAAGGAAGUGAAUGAUAAUUUAAAUCAGACUGUUGAGAAACCAAAUGUCACGCCUCCUGCCUCUUACACUAAUAAGAUGGAUGAGGUUCAGAACCGCAUAAAGGAAAUAUUAGACAAGCAUAACAAUGGCAUUUGGAUAUCUAAGCUUCCACAUUUUUACAAAGAGUUUUAUAAAGAAGACCUUAACCAAGGAGUUUUACAGCAGUUUGAACACUGGCCUCACAUUUGCACGGUAGAAAAACCUUGUGGUGGUGGUCAAGAUUUACUUCUUUAUCCUGCCAAGAGAGAGCAGCCCUUGAGAAGUGAACAGGACCCUGAGAAGGAGCUCCCGGCCCCACUACCUGCUCCCAAGCAGGAGGUGCCAUCGAAAGAGAGCCCAACAGUGAUGCUAGAUGUGAAGCAGAAAGUGGCAGAGCUGCUGGUGAAAUACUCAAGUGGCCUUUGGGCGAGCGCACUCCCCAAAGCAUAUGAGGACACAUACAAACUCAAGUUCCCUGAAGAUGCCUUAAAGAAUCUCGCCUCGCUCUCUGAUGUGUGCACCAUAAACUACAUUUCCGGGAAUGCCCAGAAGGCAAUUCUCUAUGCGAAACUCCCAUUGCCCACUGACAAGAGCUUAAAGGAUGAAGGGCAGGCUCAAGGAGAUUUUGAUAUCAAGGCAAUGAUCGAAAAAGAGUUUUUGCAGAUAGAAAAAAACAUGACUGAAAGUGCUGAUGGCUUUGUGGAGGACAUAACCGUGCCACCUCUGGUGAUCCCUACCGAGGCCUCCCCUUCUGUGUUGGUGGUUGAGUUAAGCAACACAAAUGAUGUGGUUAUCAGGUAUGUAGGCAAAGACUACUCGGCUGCUCAGGAACUGAUGGAGGAUGAGAUGAAGGAGUAUUACAGUAAGAACCCCAAAGUCACACCAGUCCAGACCGUGCAUGUGGGGCAGCUGCUGGCAGUCAAUGCAGAGGAGGAUGCCUGGUUACGGGCACAGAUCAUUUCCACGGAUGAGAACAAGAUAAAGGUGUGCUAUGUUGACUAUGGCUUUUGUGAAAGCAUUGAGAAGAGUAAAGCAUACAGACUGAACCCACGCUUCUGCUCUCUGUCCUUCCAAGCUACGAAGUGCAAACUAGCAGGGUUGGAGGUUCUGAAUGAUGACCCUGACCUCGUGAAGGUGGUCGAAUCAUUAACAUGUGGGAAGAUCUUCGCUGUGGAGAUACUCGACAAGUCAGACAUCCCCCUGGUGGUUCUGUAUGACACCUCAGGAGAAGAUGAUAUCAAUAUCAAUGCCACCUGCCUGAAGGCCAUCUGUGACAAAUCUCUAGAAGUUCAUCUCCAGGUGGAUGCCAUGUACACAAAUGUCAAAGUGACUAACAUUUGCUCCGACGGAACACUCUACUGCCAGGUGCCAUGCAAGGGUCUGAACAAACUCAAUGACCUUCUGCAUAAGAUGGAGGACUACUUCCACUGCAAGCACAUGACCUCUGAGUACUUCAUCUCACUGCCCUUCUGUGGGAAGAUCUGCCUCUUUCAUUGCAAAGGAAAAUGGCUACGAGUGGAGAUCACAAACGUGCACAGCAGCCGGGCACUCGACGUUCAGUUUCUGGACUCUGGCAAUGCGACAUCCGUGAAAGUAUCGGAGCUCAGAGAAAUCCCCCCUCGGUUCCUGCAGGAAAUGCUUGCCAUACCCCCUCAGGCUAUAAAGUGCUGCCUGGCCGAUCUUCCGCAGUCCAUUGGCAUGUGGACCCCAGAUGCUGUUCUUUGGUUAAGAGAUUCUGUUUUGAAUUGCUCGGACUGCAGCAUUAAGGUUACAAAAGUGGAUGAAACCAAGGGGGUCGCAUAUGUGUACUUAUUUACUCCUAAGAACUUCCCCGAUCCUCACCGCAGCAUUAACCGGCAGAUCACAAACGCAGACCUGUGGAAGCAUCAGAAAGAUGUGUUUCUGAGUGCCGUGUCUGGUGCGGUUAGCUCGCCUGGCAGCAGGAACGGCAACACACCUGCACCGGGCAGCCCUGGAGAGGGUCUCAGAAAGAGCCACCCAGAGGUCAUCAGGAAGCCUCUGCUGGACCACACCAGCUCGUUCUCCUUGGAGGAACUGCCCCCUCCAGUCCACUUGUCAAAGUCAGGGGAACACAUGGAUGUGUAUGUGCCCGUGGCCUGUCACCCAGGCCAUUUUGUCAUCCAGCCUUGGCAGGAGAUCCAUAAGCUGGAAGUGUUGAUGGAAGAGAUGAUCCUCUACUACAGCGUGUCUGAGGAGCGCCACAUAGCGGUGGAGAGAGACCAAGUGUAUGCUGCCAAAGUGGAGAAUAAGUGGUACCGGGUGCUAUUAAAAGGAAUCCUGACCAAUGGGCUGGUGUCUGUGUAUGAGCUGGACUACGGCAAGCAUGAGCUAGUCAACAUAAGGAAAGUGCAGCCCCUAGUGGAUGUGUUCCGGAAGCUGCCAUUCCAGGCGGUCACCGCUCAGCUUGCAGGAGUGAAGUGCAGCCAGUGGUCGGAGGAGGCUUCGAUGGUGUUCCGAAAUCAUGUGGAGAAGAAACCCCUGGUGGCAUUGGUACAGACAGUUAUUGAACACACUAACCCUUGGGACCGGAAAGUAGUGGUCUAUCUAGUAGACACAUCGCUGCCAGACACUGACACCUGGAUUCAUGACUUUAUGUCACAGUAUCUGGUGGAGCUGUCAAAAGUUAAUUAAUCACUGCUUGAGACCCCAACAGCUAAUGCAGAUUGUUCUCUAAGCAAUAACAAAUGUGUAGUAGGCUCUCAGAACAUCUUAUUUUUACUACAUGGCUCUGACUGUUGUGGAGGAUUGAAAAGUAUAUGCUUUGUUUGAUGAAAGAUAUUUAACAAGUUUUGUUUAACACAGUUAACUUUUCAAAGAAAAUUGCACUUGAAUUAUUAAUAUAAUAUUAGAAUAAAAUGUUUAGCAAUGUAAAACCUGAUGUCUUAGUUUGCUUUCUAGUGCUGUGAUAACCACCAUGGCUAAAAGAAACUUAGGGAGAAAGAGUUUGCUUGACUUACAGAUUACUGUCCAUCAUCAGGGGAAGCCCAGGAAAGGACUCAAGCAGGAGCUAAAGCAGAGGCCAUGGAGAAGCACUGCGUCCUGGCUUGUCCCCAUUGCUUCCUUAGUCUGUAUUUUUAUCCCAGGACCACAGACCCAGGGAUGUCCCUGCCCACAGUGAACUUCGCUCUCCUACAUCAGUCCUUAAUCAAGAAGAUGCUCUAUAGACUUGCCUAGAGGCCAGUCUGAUGGAGACAUUUUCUCCAUUGUGGCACCUACUUUCAGAUGGCGUUGUGUCAAAUUGGCACACUAACCAGCACAGCUGACUGACUACCUUGCAGUCGCUAAGUAUUCUGAUUCUAAGGUGAAAGCAUCCAUUGCCAUUGAUGUCUGCAUUGGAGUGUUGGGGUCUUCAUCAGGAAAUCGAGAAUAUAAUGAAUAUAAUAUAGUGACUCUGCUCCACCCUGGUGUUGUGAUGGAUCCUAAAGCAGAUUGCCCUAAAUGUCUGUACAUCAGUGCUGAUACAGGAACAGCCAAGCACAACAGUCUACACGUUGCCAAAUUGUAAAAAAAAAUAGACUUUCAUGUGUGUGCACAUGCACACAUGUCACAGCACACAUGGAAUCAGGACAACUUGGGAGUGGGUUCUUGUUCCUCCCGUGGUGUUCAGGAAUUGAAAUCAGCUCAUCAGUUUGGCAAUACAUGCCUUUACCUGAUUAGCAAUCUCAGGCUCUCUCUGAUCUCCCUCCCCAGCCCUGCCUUCUGCACCUGUGUCCAGCCACAUGGACCUUUAUUGGGAGCCUGGGCCCCACUUUUACCUCCAUCCAAGACUACUGACAUUUCAAACGAGACUCAUUUCCUUCUAAACUCUCAGCCUGCAGUUUGGCUCAUUCUGCCCUAGCAGUUUCCACACUGGUGCCCCUCUGGCCUCCCAGGCCGGCUGUGAAACCUUCCCCGGUGCCUCCCCUUCUACUUCUCUGUACUUUGUUCUUGGGUUUUGUUUGGUUUUGUCUCAAAAAAAAGUUCUUGCUAUGUAGUCCAGGCUAGCUUCAAACUUGAGGUCCUUCUGCUUCCGAAGCACUGGGACUGUACCAGGACUAGCUCUCCAGUGUAGUUGGAGCAUACCUCUCCUGAUGCUCUAGUCUCACUGUAUCUGACAGUGAACAGACGUCAGUUUGUCUGUCUGUCAUAUCAGAGACAGACCCUAGUCAUUCUUUUACCCAGUAGCACACCAUGGGUAGUAAACAGCCAUCUCUCAUGGGUGGGCGAGCCUUGAAUUGUACUGCCUGACAAUAUGUCUGCAGUCCACAUCCCAUCUUGGCUGAUGGCUGGCUAACCACAUGAAGUCACUGCCUGUACCAUUUCAGCUUUGUAAGUGUCACGUGAUCACUUCCUGCAUCACCUGCAUAGACAAAUGACGCUGUGCAGGUCAGCACAUGCUGGCUAAUUUGUGGACAGACAAAUGGGCAGAUGGAUGGAUGGUAAGCUUUAGCUGUGGGUACGAAGAGGUGGAGAAGCCCCAGACAAAAGGCAAAAAAAAAAAAAAAGAUAAAGAAACACACUGAAGACAUCCUGACA
Molecule: messenger RNA, 5302 nt
Organism: Myodes glareolus (Bank vole)
Lineage: Eukaryota; Metazoa; Chordata; Mammalia; Rodentia; Cricetidae
Gene: Tdrd7
Product: tudor domain containing 7
Biological process (GO): lens morphogenesis in camera-type eye; piRNA processing; lens fiber cell differentiation
Cellular component (GO): P granule
Source: RefSeq, a predicted model, not a curated record